AGUGCAUUAACCAAAUGAAUUAAUCAAAUAAAAUGGGAAAACAACACUUUGCAAAAUGGAAUGGAGAUGAUAUUUUUUUAUUUCAUAACAUUGUCUAUCAUUUUUUAGGGGAAAGAAUUGUAUCCAAAAAUGCAAACAAGAGAAAUUUGUUUGGUUUCUGGUUGCUUGGACUUUGUAAUAACUUUGCAUAUGUGGUGAUGUUAAGUGCUGCCCAUGAUAUUCUAGGGCAAAGCAAAACAGAAAACAAGGAAGGAAAGAAUGACACAGAAAGUAUAGCAUAUAGCUUGUACUCUAAUAGUUCUGGUAAUGCAACUAAUGGAAAUAAUAACAGUCUUGGGUGCAACCCUUUAUCAACUGGGACAAUUCUAUUAGCUGAUAUACUUCCAACGCUUUUGAUAAAACUAACAGCACCUUUCUACAUGAACAGACUCAACUAUCAUUUACGAGUUGGAAGCUGUAUUUUGUUUGCUUUUGCAAGUUUCUUCUUAGUUGCUUUUUCUAAUGUCCUUUGGGUUAGUCUACUAGGUGUUGUUUGUGCAAGUAUUAGUGGUGGUUUUGGAGAAAUUACAAUUCUAAGUUUUUCUGCUCAUUUUGACAAAAAUGUUGUGUCUACCUGGUCAUCUGGGACAGGAGCUGCUGGUUUGUUUGGUGCUCUAUCAUAUGCAGGGUUAAUAUCAGCAGGGUUGACGCCUAAAAUAACAGUCUUAGUGAUGAAUAUAGUUCCUUUUCUAAUGGGUGUCAGCUUUUGGUAUAUCCUUGAGUAUCCAACCCACCUUCAAAAUAGUUGGAAAUCCUUAUAUAGUCCAGAUUACUCAGAUUACCACCAGGAGCAUACUGCCAUCAUAAGUGAAAGUAGUAGAGAAGACCAUGCUGAACAAACAACUGAAAGUUUCACUUUAGUGGAAAAAUUAGCUGUUGUAAAGUCUUUGUUAAAAUAUAUGGUUCCUUUAGCAUUAGUUUACUUUGCUGAAUAUUUCAUCAACCAAGGGCUGCAUGAACUCAUUUUCUUCAAAGGAAUAUGGAUAACACCAGCAGAACAGUACAGAUGGUACCAAGUUGACUAUCAGUUGGCAGUAUUGAUAUCAAGGUCUUCAGUCAACRUAGCACCUAUCAACAAUACUUGUCUUUUGGCUAUAUUACAGUACGUAAACCUGAUUGUGCUAUUAUUUGAAGCACUAUUCCACUUCAUGCCAUCGAUAUGGAUCGUAUUUGCCAUUGUSAUGUUUGAGGGUCUGCUUGGCGGAGCUGUUUAUGUUAAUUCAUUCUACAGAAUCUCUAAAGAGGUCUUACCAGCCCAUAGAGAAUUCAGUAUGGGUGUGGCAAGUAUGGCCGAUAGUUUUGGUAUAGCUCUCGCAGGCCUGGUCGCACUACCAACUCACAAUGCACUGUGUAGUUUCUGGCUGAAAAAAACUUCGUAAAGGCUGAUUUACACGGCAAGAUUGUCUCGUGCGAUUUGUAGUAUACGACUUGAAUCGYGCARUGUAAAURCCCCUACGACUUGUCUACAACAGUCGUACGCAACCUACGACUUGUAGUAGGACUUUGAACCACUGCUUAAAAUCCUACGACUUGUAGUAGGAAAAUCGUAUAMUACAAGUCGCGCGCGACAAAUCGUACCGCAUAAAUCAGCCUUAACAAUAACUCGAGUUUAUAUAGAACGCUAUGUAGAACCAGCAUCUUUAAUAUUGUUGCGUAAGCGGACAGAUUUAUUCGACUAUUUGAAUUCCGACUAGGUAUUCCAGAAACCUAUAAGAAUAAUAAUAAUAAUUAAAAUUAUGGGGAAUUGAUUUCAUCAUAGUUUAUGAUUUCAUGUAAGUUAUGUAUAUUUAAGUAAGCGUUCUCGGUGUCAUCACAGUUGGAUGGUGUCAUAAAUGAAUCCACUAACAUAGCAAUUAUCAUAAUGAUGAAUUAAAAUAUUUUUACUUAAAAAAUAAAUAAAACUGAAAACAGCUAUAAUAAUAUGUUAAUACYUCGUAUCSGACAAAAUAGUGAGUAUUUUUAUUGCGGCAAAUGACUAGUGUUUCUACAUUCUGAUAAAACAUGCCUGGUUUUCAAACCCAGA
Messenger RNA from Exaiptasia diaphana, 2062 nucleotides. Its product is annotated as battenin. The transcript has 15 exons. Gene Ontology annotation, biological process: regulation of intracellular pH. The record is from RefSeq and is a predicted model, not a curated record. Bases 33 to 1418 code for a protein of 461 amino acids. Lineage: Eukaryota; Metazoa; Cnidaria; Anthozoa; Actiniaria; Aiptasiidae. Gene Ontology annotation, cellular component: vacuole; membrane.